This is a messenger RNA of Closterium sp. Yama58-4, 1053 nucleotides long. The record is from the annotation of a GenBank genome assembly. Lineage: Eukaryota; Viridiplantae; Streptophyta; Zygnematophyceae; Desmidiales; Closteriaceae.
AUGGACUCAAUCGCUCUGGAGCGAGAACGGGGAAUCACAAUCGCGAGUAAGUACACGUCGGUCACGUUCACAGGAACCACGCUCAACCUUGUGGACACGCCGGGCCAUGCCGACUUUGCAGGGGAGGUGGAGCGGGUGAUGGGGAUGGUAGAUGGGGCGCUACUAUUGGUUGACGUGGCGGAGGGCCCGUUGGCUCAGACCAAGUUUGUGUUGGGGAAGGCGCUGCAGAGAGGCUUAAAGCCCAUCGUCGUGCUCAACAAGUGCGACCGGCCCUCAGGUGAUUUCGACAAAGUCUCAGCUAUCGACCCGCCCACCAUCGCCAUGACCUUCAGCGUCAAUGACUCUCCCCUAGCAGGGAGGCACGGCACCCAGAUGACUGGGCCAAAGAUUGGUGCACGGCUCAAGGCAGAGGUGGCGACCAAUGUGUCUCUGGGCAUGGAGGCGGGUCCCUCUGCGGAUGCCUUCAAGGUGCUGGCGAGGGGCGAGAUGCAGCUGGGUGUGCUUAUAGAGAGUAUGCGCAGGGAGGGAUUUGAGCUCUCCAUAUCGCCACCGUCCGUGGUCUACCGGGAGGAGGGUGGGAAGAAACUGGAGCAGAUUGAAGAGCUUAUGGUGGAGGUGGACGAGGAGUUUACAGGAGCGGUCAUCGAUGCCAUCUCUCUCAGAAAAGGGGAGCUCCUCGACAUGAUCACAGAAUCCACCUCUUCCUCCUCAUCGUCUUCCGAUUCCAGCUCAUCUGUUGCUGACUCAGCAGCAUCUGCCACGUCACCACCAUCACCAUCCACGUCAUUGCCCUCCUCUCUCAGCUCAGCAUCCUCGUCCCUCUCCCGUACACGGCUGCUCUUCACCUGCCCUUCCAGGGGCCUUCUAGGAGUGCGAGGGGUGCUCAACACGGCCACCAGAGGCACAGCAGUGCUGCACCGCUCCUUCCUGCGUACCAUCACUGCCCUUGCCCUCUCCUCUCUUGAAGCUCGAGGCACUCUUUUUGUUAGCCGUGAGGACGAGACGUACGACAGGCAUCUCAUAGGAGAGAAUGCCAGGGACGAUGAUAUGGAG